AUGCCUCGUAAAAAGAAUAAAAAAUGUUCACAAUCCGUUUCAUCUAUAAAUACUAUUGCAGAGCAAUGGCUCGAAGAGCCUACUAACCCAGUAUCUGAUAAGUCGCAAUUCACAACCACUACAUGUGCAGUAACAGCUACAGAAUUGCAAGAACUUUUACAGCAAGGGGUUAAGCUUAAAAAAAUUAAUCAAGUAUUAGAAUAUAAUCGAGAUAACGAUCCCUGGAUUGAUAACUUCAUUCAUCUUUCAAUGGAACUCGAGAAGCAGAGCAAGGAUCCUAAAGAGAAAGCAUAUCACAAAUUAAUGAGAGAAAUCUUUAAUACAAAGAUGUUUUAUGAAGCAUCCAAACAAGAUAGGUUUGAAUCCCGAGCAGAGUAUUAUAAAAAUAAAAUAGAAGACUGUGUAUUCGAGUACCUUUCUCAAGUGGGAGAAAAUAAAAAAGGAUGGUUAUCUCGUGGAGCAGUUGGGACAUUGCGUCAAGUAAUAACUUCGCAAAAAGUAUUGGAUUUGCUUGAUAUAGCUGAAAAUAAAGGACUCGAAAGUCCCAGUCAAAUUAUCAUUUAA
Diversispora eburnea is the source of this 564-nucleotide messenger RNA. The record is from the annotation of a GenBank genome assembly. NCBI's taxonomy places the organism in Eukaryota, Fungi, Glomeromycota, Glomeromycetes, Diversisporales, Diversisporaceae.